Molecule: messenger RNA, 1023 nt
Organism: Candoia aspera
Lineage: Eukaryota; Metazoa; Chordata; Lepidosauria; Squamata; Candoiidae
Product: transmembrane protease serine 12-like
Exons: 6
Coding region: 1-1020 (339 amino acids)
Biological process (GO): proteolysis
Molecular function (GO): serine-type endopeptidase activity
Source: RefSeq, a predicted model, not a curated record
AUGGAAAUGAGCUAUGUAGGAAGUUCUACUGAGCUUGUGGGAGAUAAGGUGGAAGGAAAAGAAAAAAGAAAAGAAAAAAAAGGUGGAGAUCUGCCAAACUUGAGGGAGUUUCUGGUGGAGCCAGCAAGCUCUCCAGAACAAGACAAAGCCAGAAUAGAGAUAGGAGAAUGUGGAACAAGGCCUGUUAUGGAUGAGAUAGCAUCAGGGAUUCGGAUUGUGGGUGGACGUGAUGCUCCACCUGGGGCGUGGCCAUGGCAAGUUAGUCUUCAAGUUUACCAUUUUGGUGUAGGAUACUAUCAUAUUUGUGGCGGAUCAUUAAUUGCUAACAACGCAGUGCUGACAGCAGCACACUGCAUUAAAAAAUGGAAGAAUCCAGAAUUUUGGACAGCUGUAUUUGGCUUGCAUAAUCUCUAUCAUUAUCAGUAUUACACUGUAAAGCGUCAAAUCAAAACAAUUGUAAUCCAUUCUCAUUUCGAGAGCGAUACUUAUGAAAAUGAUGUUGCAUUGUUUGAAUUAUACAAUCCUAUCACAUUUAAUGAUUAUAUCCAGCCCAUCUGCUUACCCUACAAUCUUCCUUUUCUAAGUAAUGAUACUCCAUGUUACAUAACAGGAUGGGGAACUACAAACGAGCAAGGUAGAAGCAAAUAUAUAUUACAAGAAGCACAGGUUGUUAUUAUUCCACAAUAUAUCUGUAACAGAUACGAUUGGUAUGCUGGAGCAAUAACAUGGAAUAUGCUUUGUGCUGGCUCUGAAAGUGGAGAUGCGGAUAGCUGUCAGGGAGAUAGUGGUGGACCAUUGAUGUGCUAUGUCCAAGAUGUCACAAAGUAUUACCUGGUAGGAAUAACCAGCUUUGGUGUUGGCUGUGGCCGACCAAAACGUCCAGGAAUCUAUGUACGUCUAGUUAAUUAUAAAAGUUGGUUGAAAACUCUUUCUCUAGGUAGCAGAUCUACUACUGUGAACAUUCAUAAUGUUCUAAUCUUAUUGAUAAUAAGAUGGAUAACAUUCCAUAUUUCUCUAUGAAAA